AUGGAGGACGACUGGGGCACCGAGUACCAUGUCCACGUAGACGCGCUCGCUCCGACGUCGCCGUCGCUCAAGGCCAAGGGUGCGCCCCGCGUCGACUCGAUCUGGGCGCCCAAGUCGAUCGCAAUUCCGCUCAACUACAUUUGCAUUGGCAUCCUCAUCACGUUCCCGAAUGCGUACAUCGAGUACUUUCCACGGCAGCUGCAGGCGUCAGACGCGCAGCUGAGCACGAUCAGCGUCGUGCGCAACCUCCCAUGGAUGUUCAAGGUGCUCUACGGCGUCCUCGCCGACGUCUACCCGAUUCGCGGCUUGCGCUUCAAGCCCUACAUGGUGCUCGGGUACCUCAUCGCAUCGCUCUUCCAUGGCAUCCUCGCGCUCUGCACAGCGUCGCUCUCGGUCGUCUCGUUCACGCUCCUCCUCUUUGGCGCAAUGCUCGGGCUCAUCAUGACGGACGUCAUGGCCGACGCGCUCCUGACGUCGCGGGCGAUGCACGAACUGCCGUCGCAGCGCGGGCAGGUCCAAUCCACCAUCUACAUGAUCCGCUUUCUUACUGAGAUGGUCGGGUACUGGGCCGGUAGCAUUUUGAGCAACCUCGAGACGUGGGGGUGGGGCCUCAGCAUGUCGGGGUGCUUUGGCCUUCUCGCGCUCCUUCCGUUCGUCCUAGCGAUUCCCUCCAUCUACGUGCUCGAUGAGCCGGUCGUGGCGCAGGUGCUCACGGUCCCCGAGCAGCUCCAGGGCAUCUGGAAGAUGCUGCAGCUUCGCGCGACGUGGCAGCCGCUCUCGUUCCUUGUCUUGUACCACACGCUGCACACAUAUAACGCAGCGUGGGGCAACUACCUCACGGUGGCCUACAACUUUAACGCAUUUCAGUACGGCUCGAUGGCUGCGAUCGGGUCGUCCGUGGGCUUUGCCGGGGUCUACAUGUACCGCCGCUUCCUCCUCUCCGGUGGCCACUGGCGCUUUGUCUACGCCUUUGCGAGCGUCGUCAUUGCGUGCUUCUCGGUAUGCAACCUCCUCCUCGUCUUCCGCAUCAACGAAUUCAUGGGCAUCCCGCCCUACUGGUUCGCGCUCGGCGACACGGCCGUGCAAAAGUUUGCGGUCGGCCUCCAGUACCUUCCCUCGGCCAUCAUGUUUGUCCGCGUCUGCCCCGAGGGCCAAGAGGCGGUCGCGUUCGCUCUUCUCACGGGCUUCUCCAACAUGUCGGGCGGGUUUGCGAGCACGAUUUCGAACGCGCUCCUCGGGCUCUGGCCCGUCCAGCUCGAGGACAUGGCGGGCGGCCACUACGACGGGAUCUGGAAGCUCACGCUCCUCACGAGCCUCAUCCGCCUCGGUGCGCUGCCUUUCAUCCCGUGGCUUGUGCCCAAUUCCGUCGAGGAGCUCGAUGCGUGGAAGAGCCCGCACAUGACGUCGCGCAAGGCCGGCGCGGCCAUCGUUGCUGUGUACCUUCUCGGCUUUGCGUGGGUGAUCGCCACGAGCCUCCUGGCUAUCGUCGCGCCGUGCCAUCGGCUCGUCGGCGGCGCCGGGUGCCCAUAA
Molecule: messenger RNA, 1530 nt
Organism: Saprolegnia diclina VS20
Lineage: Eukaryota; Oomycota; Saprolegniomycetes; Saprolegniales; Saprolegniaceae
Exons: 2
Coding region: 1-1530 (509 amino acids)
Source: RefSeq, a predicted model, not a curated record